AUGGGCGAGGAGCAGGGCGCGCUGAGCGGCGCCGCGGGCCCCCCCGAGCCCCCGAGCCCGCGCGCGGACGGCGGCCCGGAGCCCCAGGGCGGCGGGCGGGGCCCGGAGCGGGGCGGGCGGCGAGCGGGGCUGGCGCUCCCCGGGCCCCUGGACCCCCGGGCGCUGCGGCCGCAGCCGCAGCCCGAGCCGCAGCCCGAGCCGCAGCCGGAGCCCGGGCCCCGCGCCCGCGCCGCCGACGAGCUGGUCCUGGACGUGCUGGGCCCGCGGCGCCCGCUCUCCGCGCGGAGGCAAGUGCUUUGCUCCGUGUUCUGCGUGGAGAACGACCUGCCCGAGGCCCCCGCCGCGGAGCCGCAGCGCCCGCCCCCCGCGCCCGCGCCCGCGCCCACGCCCACGCCGCGGGCGCCCCCGGUGACCAGCGCGCCCCCCGCGCCCCCGGCGCCCGCCCCCGACGGCGGCAGCAUCGAGCUGGACUUCUACCUGGCGCCCGAGCCCUUCCCCGCGGCGCCCGGCCUGCCGGGGGCGCCCCCCUACCCGCAGCUGGCGGGGCUCGGGGACCCCUACGGGCCCCUCAUGGUGCUGAUGUGCCGGGUGUGCCUGGAGGACAAGCCCAUCCAGCCGCUGCCCUGCUGCAAGAAGGCCGUGUGCGAGGACUGCCUCAGGGUCUACCUGAGCUCCCAGGUACAACUUGGCCAAGUAGAAAUCAAAUGCCCUAUCACAGAAUGUUUUGAAUUCCUGGAAGAAAGAACGAUUGUCUUUAACUUAACACAUGAAGAUUCCAUCAAAUAUAAGUACUUCUUGGAACUUGGCCGUAUCGAUUCCAGCACCAAGCCGUGUCCUCAGUGCAAGCACUUUACAACCUUCAAGAAAAAAGGACAUAUCCCCACCCCUUCCAGAUCAGAAAGCAAAUACAAAAUCCAGUGCCCCACUUGCCAAUUCGUCUGGUGUUUUAAGUGCCACUCUCCUUGGCAUGAAGGUGUUAACUGCAAGGAGUACAAAAAAGGGGACAAAUUGUUGCGUCACUGGGCCAGCGAAAUUGAGCAUGGACAGAGGAACGCUCAGAAGUGUCCAAAGUGCAAGAUCCACAUCCAGAGAACCGAAGGAUGUGACCAUAUGACCUGCUCACAGUGUAACACUAAUUUUUGUUAUCGAUGUGGGGAAAGAUACCGCCAGCUUCGUUUCUUUGGAGACCACACAUCAAACCUCAGUAUAUUUGGCUGCAAAUAUCGCUACCUCCCAGAGAGACCUCAUCUAAGGAGAUUAGUGCGAGGGUCGGUCUGCGCUGGAAAAUUAUUCGUUGCACCUCUAAUCCUGGUCUUGGGAUUAGCACUAGGGGCCAUAGCAGUUGUAAUCGGUUUAUUUGUAUUUCCUAUCUAUUGCCUUUGUAAAAAACAGAGAAAGAGAUCACGGACAGGAAUGCACUGGUAAAAUGCGGAUGAUUUCAUGUAACUAGGCCAGGCCGGGUAGGAGCCACACAGAAUGGCACACUCAUCUGAGAGUCACAUCUUGAGAAACACUGCGUCCUGUCCCAUCUCCCUGUGGUUCUCUGCAAGCCACAAUGCCUCUCGUGCCGGUGCACUCCCUACAUGGUAUCCUGUCCUUUCCUUAUACAGUUUGCUGCUUUUGAAAAAUGGUCACUUUCAUAGACUAUAAAUAUCUGUAUCAUAGCUCUGACCUUCUUACUGGUUCUUGGAAGAAAAUAUUUUAAUUAAGAACCAGUUAUCCUCAGAAUUGUCUGAGCAUGCCUCUCUUAAGCGUUGUUUGGACCCUCUUUGUACCUAAACCUCCUUGCAGGCCCUCUUCUGAGACUUGGUGUGAAUAGCUGAAAUCAUCCCACCUGUACAAACAAGCGAGGCCACUUUUCAGAAGAUGAAGGCUCACCAUAUGCACCUGUCUUUACCUGGGGCCCAAGCAGUAUAAUUCCUCCAUCCUUUGGAUGCUGUAAUUGUUAGAAAUCUCAAUGCCCAAAAGGGAACUAAUGAAACAAAAUUACUGAGAAGAAUCAUGAGUUACUGGAGUAUAUAUGUGCAGGGGUGUGAAUGUGUGUGAAUAUAAGUAUAUGUAUUAAAACUAGGUCCAAUAACCUUGUAUUUGUCAACUUCUAUGCCUCUACACUAUUUUUCCAUUUUUUCAUAGACGUAUUUAAAGAGGACAGUUCCUUUCUGGGCAUAUUUUGGUAAUAUGCUGAAUUAAAGUCAAUGUAGACAACAGUCUAUUUUGAUGUUGACCCUUUCUAUUCCUUGCUCUCUCUCUCUCUCUCUCACAUACACACACACACACACACACACACACACACAUACACCAGAAAUUUGUGCAAGGUCACCUCAAAGAUCAUCAAACUUUAUUAACUGAUGAAACUGAUAGGCUGCUUUUAGGAAAUUCUCAAGGCCAGAAUGUUCAGUCUUUUCAGAUCUUAUAUUUUGGCAUACAUGUUUUACUAAAUGAACAAAUCCUUCAGAUGGGAUUAUUUAGUUUAAAAAACAAAUUCGCUGUAGCAAAAACUGCUUAAGCCUUUAAACAAAUCACUGUUCUAAUUUUUUAAUCAGCUUGUAAUUACAGAUAAUUCUGCUUUAGGUCAAGUUGUGAUAGUAUUGGUAAACCCACUUACUACCCUCAGCUCUCUUUCUCUCUCUCUCUUUCUCUUUUUUAUCUUUUUAACAGUCUCCAAGAUUUUCAUUUAAAAAAAUACAGUUUUGAAGAGUUUUUCUUAUGCUUACUGCUCAAAUACUAUCAAAUGUGUUGAUAUCUUUAUGGAUGGAGUCAUUUGAAAACACAACUUUUUGUGUUCAUGGGUUUUUCUGAAAUAGAAACAGUUUUGGAAAAAUGAAGGAAAUAUCUUCAGGAAGUUUUACCAAACUGAGAUGUCUUUAAAAAGUAGACAAGGAUGAGCAACUGAACUAUGUUAUUCCUUUGUUUUCAUCAUGAAAGUUCAUCAGAAUAAUGGGUAAAGACCCCUAAGAAGUCUGAAGUUUGUGCUUAUCUCCAAAUCCUUAGAAUUACCCGUCUGCAUCAAUGUAGCAUUAUUUGUCAGCAGCCUUAUCUGAAUCAUAAUAAAUUCUGUGAUAAAACAUGCAUUAACAUGGAUAGUUUGUCUUGGGCUCUGAAAUAGAAAAGUACUUAUCAUUUUUAUUAGGCCUAAAAAGUCCAUGAUAGUGAAGUUUGCUUGCAUGGAUAAUGAGCUAGCACAAUUCCACUCCUUCUGAGUAACACUCAGAAUAGCUAUCCUGCGAUUUCUGGACUAGUCUAUGUUCAGGUAGAGGAGAGGGUGCCAUUUAUGACUCUACAAUGGCAUAUUUCUAAAGCAUGACACACUGCAAGAAAAAGUGAUGCUCUAAUUUCACGAAUUCAUCUUACCAUUCAUCCAUCCAUCCAUCCAUCCAUCCAUCCAUCAAAGAAAUAAUUUUGAGUGCCUAUUGUAUCUGCUCCAGUAUUAAAACAAGAGAAUGAAAAUUCCUAUCCUAAAUCCUUGUCAUUCUGUCAUAAAAGUGCUUAAUUUUUGUAAAUUCAUUUUUUCUGGACUUACGUGUUAGCUUGACAAUAUGUGAAUGUUAUGAAUUCUAAAUCUAGUGGAUAUGUGUAUGUAUCAUGUGUGUGUGUGUAUAUAUAUGUAAUCCUACAUACACACAUAUAUAAUAUUUCCUUAGCUGCAUAUAAAUACAAAUGCCACAUACAUAUAUACCAACUGGCUAAAUAAUAUACUCUCUGGUCUUAGAUAAUCUAUUUUCUUAGGUUACUGUAUCUCUUGUCUUUGACCUACUCAGGGAUUUUUAUUCCUUCCUUUGAAUAACUUAUCUUUUGGAGAUACUUUUAUAUUAUUUAGAAACGUUCCAAUUUCCCAGCUACAAACUGGUGUCUGUUAUCAAUGAAGGCUCUUUCACCAAUGCUUGAGAUACUGUACACAGUGUUGCACAGGGUUUUCAUUUUUCUAUUUCAUAGAUUUUUUUAAAAUUAAUGUAUGCAUUUUUCUCUUUCAAAGUUGGUAUAUAUUGGGCUUUUCCCUGAUAGUGACUUAAAAUAGUAAUUUGUAAACGUUUUUACUAAGUAUUGUCAAGAUCUUUAAAAAGAAAGAAGAAAAUAAGAAGGAUUAUUUAUAUGUUGGUGCCAACAUUGAACGUAAAACAGUAGUAACUUUUGGGAUAAAUUCUAAAAGCUACUUUAGAAGAAGAAGCGUACACAUAAAAUAAAUAGCAUUCUAUCCAAAGCUUGUCACUUUUUAUUGUAAAUGUAAUAUAUACUCCUUUAAAAAAAUCAAACCCUAUAAAAUUAUAAAAUACAAAUUCAUCUUCUCUGCCCCACCCCUUAUUUUCUAGGGGUAACCACUGUUAAUGUUUUGAUAUGCAUCCUUCCAGAAACUUUCUGCAAAUAUGUGUGUGUUUGUAUAUGUCCAUGUGUAUUAGUUUUAUACAAAUAGAAUAAUAGUCUUAAUGUUCUAUGACUAUUUUUCAUUUAUUAUACAUUAGUAGACACCUUUCCAUAAGUGUUUAAAUAGAGUUACCUCAUUCUUUUGUAAAUUACUACAUAUUCCAUUGUGGGGCUAUCCUUUACUUAAUUAGUCCCUAUUGAAUGGACAUCGAGAUUGUUUUUACUUCUCUAGUACAAAGCAUCAGCGAAGAACUUUUACAUAUAUUUUUAUCACUUUAUGUACACAUUUCCAUAACUUUUGAAAUUUGUUUUUUAUAAGAUAUUUGUAAUAAAAUUUUACUGUGUUUUCAGUGAAUGAAACCAUAUAUUUGAGACCCUUUUCUUGGAGAAAAAGAAAGAUUAUGUAGGAGUUUUUAAAGAAAAGCAUCUUUUGCAGGAUAAUUUCCCUCCUGCUUGAUUAGCCAAAUAAAUAUGUGGCCAAAACUCAUAAAGGAAAGUCCAUCUUAUUCCAAUAAAGAAAAUGCAAUGAGAUGUCUAUAAGAUAAUGUGGGAUGCCUAUAAGAUCCAUUGAUAUUUGGAUUGCCCCUUUUUAAAAUUUGAGGGAUUUAAAGGAAAUACCUAAACUGAUAAUGUUUGGCACAUUUUUAAAAUAAAAUACUAUCCAUGUUCAUGCAUGUUGCACCACAAAGGAACUUAAUUAUGCCAUUGUGAGAAAUAGGAAGCAAUAUAUUGGAAAUCAUGAAUGAUCGCAGUUAUCUACAAAAAAUAAAUCUGAUUAUUUGUAAGGUUUGGUAGUUUGUUGGGAUGCUUAUAAGUCUGGAAGAACAUGAAACACUCAUUUUUUGAAGAAUCCCAGAAGCUUCCUAAGACGUUCUGCAUGUGGAGUUAAGAAGAGAAGAAGGGUCAAACCUUUUGGUACAAGCAACCGCUUGUUGCCACCACUUUGAUUUUCUGAUAGGUGCUAUUGAUCCUAAAGAUAGAACAGACAGGAAAGCAAUCAAAGAUAAUUAAACACAACAAGAUCACAACCUUGUUAUCUCUCACUGUGCUUUCUGGACUGUGGUAUCAGGAUUCAGCGGUGCCUAUCUGGAAAUGGCCUGUCCUCUGCCACCCACCAUCUCUUGAGCCCCAAGCCCCUAGCUGAGCCUUUAUCAUUCAGUCCUACCACCCAAAUAUAUGGCCCUUGGCUCCCCUAAAAUAUCAUCAAACCACUGUAAUCUUGUCCAGUCAGUCUGGCUUUUCUCCAUUCCUCUGCUGACUCUAAUUAGCUCCUCUUCACUGCAAAAGAGGAGGAAAAAUGAGACAGGUGAGAAGCUCGCUCUGGCACGUGCAAACCAUCAAUAUACCUUCUUGAGCUUCGUCAAAUUAAGUCCAUCUGCCAAGACAUUGAUCCAGCUUCUCCCUUGUCAAACAUCGCAGUUGUGUUUAACAUUUGACUUUAUGCUGCCUGUUAAAUUUAUAAUUAUAGAAAAAGCUAGUGGCCUAAAUGAGAUUGACAUCCUUCAUUAAGUACGUUUUUUUAAAUCAUGCCAAAAGCCAUUUUAUUUUUUAAUUUUAUAGCAAACUGCCCAUAUGCCUUAAUGUGAGUCUUUACAAUGGAUUACAUGCAUAUCUUUUUUUACCUGCUGCUGAAAUCUAUCCGAGUUAUUGAAAGUAAUUUUUCUUGUUGUCAGCUUUAUUGUUUUGUGUUAAUGUCUAUUAUAAAUAUAGCCUUAAAAUUCAAUAAUGCACUUUAAAAUACUUGUGCCAUUUAAGUAAUUUGACAGAAUUAAAGAAGGGGUUACAUAUAUUUUGAUGGAGACAGUAGAAUGACAGUAUUAGUAAAUAUAAGUCACCUCUUUAAAUUUGGGGUGAGGAGGAGGGUAGAAAUCAGAGCCAAAAAUUUAAAACAAGUAAGAUAUCCUCAGAAAAAAAAACAUAGCUAAGUUCCUGAAAUUACACUAAUUCUAAAAAUUGAUAUCAGGAGCUCAAACAUAACAGGUAAUUAAUAAAUGUUACCUAAUAACCUAGCUGUAAUGUUUGUUAAAAUCUUAAGUUCACUUCUACGGCAUUUUAACUUCAUUUUCAUUUUUCAUGAAAACUAUAAAAAUUCCACUGGCUAGAAACUAGUAGUAAAUCAAAACUAUCACCAACAGCCACCUUGAGCAUUAUUUUUUAAAAUUUCUGUAAUUUAAUUAUGAUCUCCUUCUUCUGGAAAAUAAGUUGCAAAAUCCCAUUUUUAAUACAUACAUCUAAAUUAUAUAAUAAAACUGAAAUAACUUUAGAGAAGCAUUAACACGUGGUCUGAACCAGAGUUCUAAACUUUGGGAUUUAUUCAGGAUUGUGAAAUGUGACCUUUUCAAAUGCAACCCGAUGAUGCAAAUCCUCAAAGGAGAAAUGCAGUAGAGCUCCUUUAUAACUCUGGGUUUGAGGAUGGGGCUAAUACACAUUUUAUAGCCAAUUGUGAAUGUGGGACUGCUACUGUAGAUCCCUGUUACGAGAGUAGUACUUUAGCCGACUUUAUCAAAAUCCAAGAAGUAGAGAGUCACAUAGUGUGAGACUUGUAAUUGUCUGUUUGGAGCAUUAGCUGAAGCCGUCAUAAAUCACACAGCUCUUAGAUCCUGGUACUGAUUGCCAAUUAUAGAAGGAUGUAAUUAUGUGUAUCACGAUCUAUAUUCUUUUUAAUUUUUAUUUAUGUUUUGGCUAAAAAAGUGACUUUUUUGAGAAUAAUAUUACUUUAAAGGCAAAAAAAUUAUUUUUUAAAUACACAAAAUAUUACCACUGCCUCUUUGUCACUUCCUUUCAGCUUAUAAAAGAAAUUUAAUUAGGUAUAUUUAACUCUGCAGCACUUAAGUCAUACAGACUUACUGGCAUAGAAAAUAUUUUUGUUUUUCAAGUUUAUCCCACAUUUUUGUCACUGUUUUAUUUUUGUCACUGUCAUUAUUAAGUGACUUUCUUCCCUGUUUUUGAAGUAAUGCUCAUAUACUUCAACAUGAAGUUCCCGUUUUCUUUAGAUUUCCUAGUAAUCUAGGUUUUUCCCUCUUCUGUCCCCUUCCCGUCUUGGCCAACUGUGGAUUAAAUUCCAUCUCACUAACUCUGUUGACUAGUGAAAUGAAAUUCAAAUUCUGAAAGGACUCCAUAGUUUGGCUCUGGUAGUAAAUUCACCUUGGCGUACUUUGUAAAUUGAAAUAUGUGAGGAGCACCCCUCUUCUUGAUGGGAUUUGGAGACCCCUGCCUAGCCCCUCUGACAAGAAAUAAAAUGAACAGAUGUCAGUUGGAUCAGAGAGCCUAUAAUACUCUAAGACCAAGCUUCAGAAAUUGCUUCAUGAAUGUUGUAAAGUCAGUGUUGUGUUUGCUUAUUAAUUGGACAGAGAGCGCAUGUGGAUAUUCAUCAGACCUGAUCCCAAGUCCUUUAUGAUUCAUCCAAAAUGGCCACGUGUCUGGUUUUGGGUCUUUGUGUCAGCAAAAAGUCCUACAGCUUGGACUUGGGACUGGCUUUAAGUAGUAUAGCAUUUGUAUAUAAGAUUUGAGCACGGGUUCAUACUCCGUGAACAUUAUUAGACAUUUUGAUAAUAUAAAGUAGUAACAUUGAAUGUACGUGACAUUAGCCUUAUUCUAGAGAAACCAUUUGUCAUUUGCAAAUGUUCAACAUCUUCAGUGAUACGAUUUAGGUAUAAGUAACAUUCAGGUAUAUUUAGCAUAGUUUGGGUAUAUGUUAUGGAAGAGUCCAAGGGAAAGUCAAACUUGGGUGUUAAGGGCCCCCGUAAUUGUUGAAAUAAUGUUAUUUCCGAUUUCUCCUUCUAGCUGAGAUCCUGUGCUGUUGAUCAUCAGUUCCCUGGGAAGUUGUUAGGUAUUCACCUAAUGAAAUCGUCUCAAUAGUCCAGUCAAAUUCUUAAAAAUAAUAUUUUUUCAUUAACAUAUUACUUCCUCUAUGUCCAAAUAUACUUUAACUGCUUCUUUCAAGUAAAAACUAUCUAAAUGUUUUAUAUAUUUGAAUUUUUUAGUUUUUAAAAAAUAGGUGUGCUUUAUAAAGAAAAUUCUAGACAAAGUAUCAUGAGUUUUUAUCAGCUGACUACAAACAUUUUCCCUCAGGCCCCUUUUUUAAGUUUCAUAUGGCAAUGCUUUAAUUUUGUUAUUAGAACAUUUUCAUCAUAAUUAAAAUUCUGUAUAUGGCAUUGAAAAGAAUAGACCAAUCAUAUUUCUUAUGACCCAGAACAGUAAUUGGUUUAUAUAUGCACAUUACCAUGUACCUUGACAAGAACAACGUCUUAUAGAUUUUUAAUGUAAAAAUUAAUUGGCAAACUUGUUGCUUAUUUGAAAUCAAUUAUUAAUAAGUAGUAAAUUCUGAAAGAUCACAGAAAUAAUGUGUAGAAGGAACACAACAGUGGCAUUAAAAUGUUAAUACAUUAUUAAGAAACUACAAGUUGGUUUUGUUUUUAUUUUAAAUAAAAUUGGGCAUGAGAUAUAUUCAUGAAACAAAUAUAUUUAUAUGUGUAUAUCUAUUGCAAAACUAUGGGGCAAUUAAAUUAUUCAUAUUCUCUUUUUUCAAAAGAGUGUAAAAUGCUAAAAAAUAAAUUUCAGUGUUUAAUCUGUUAUUGCUAUAUAUUCAGAAAUUACAGCUCUAGAUAUAGCCAUUUCCCAUUUGAAUUAUCAUAAUAUGUCCCAUUUUAAUUAUAUUCUCAUGAACAAUAGCAAAGGAGAAGAAAUUUCUGAAUUUUAAAAUGAACGACUCUCACUAGUGGUUUCUAACGAUCUUGUCCAUCAUUUCAUUAAAUUGUGUAUUUUUUGUUUUCUGUAAAAUUUGUAACCAAUUUCCAGGUAAUAUAAAUUACAAUAUUUCUCAUGUUUAAAAUGAGCCUAGCUGAAAAGAGAUUUUCUCUUUCAAUGAUAUUGGAAAAUGUGUAUGUGGUUUUAUUUUUUAACUUUUUCUACAUUUCAUUUGUCAUACUAUUAACUUUGGUAUUCAUAAAACUAUGUGGAGGAAACUAUUUUGAGUAUAUUUUUUAAAAGAGGCAGGAGAAAUAAAAUGAGAAACUAGAUGGUAAUAUUAUGUAGAGAUCCCUGAAAGAGAAUUGGAAUAGGAAGUAACAGAUCCCAUUGAGGUGAAAAUGUUGGAAAAUAGGGAGUAUUCGAAGACUUUAACUUCUUACAUUGUUAGAGUAAUCAGCUUAUUUCCAAAUGAAUAUUUCCUGCUGUUGGCUCCAUGAGUUGUGAUUUUUGUAUAAUAUAUAAUUCCCCCCCCUACCGUUUCAAUGUUUAUGCAUUAAUUACUGAAAAGAAAGUAAGGAAUGGGGAAUAAAUUCCCUUUUCCAAUAGCACUAAUGUAUACUUCCUUAACCUUCCAUAUGGUGCUUUGUGUGAUGAGAGUAUAUAACAUUUAUAUAUGUUAUUAGUGCCUUAUUUUUUUCACUUGACUUUAUUUCUUACCUAAAGAGCCAUAUAUUUUUUGUGAGUGUUCCUUGGCCCCUGUAUUUAAAGUGCUGAUGAGACAGUGUAUCUUUAGUCUUGUAUAUAGGCUGCAUUUGCUACCUUAACCCACUGUAUUAUCUCUGGAACAGCAGGUUAGCCAAUAUAUUUUUCUUAAAUUCAGUGUUUAUUUUUAAGCUAAAGAAUUUUUUAAAAGGGUAUUAAACAUCAUAAUUUGAAGACAUUAUUAUUGAAAUGUACUUUUAAACUGCAAAAAAAAAAAAAAGGAAUGCUGAUUAUUAAAAUUUGAAACGUAGGUUGGAAUGGCUGUCAGCCUUUAUAGCUCCAAUUAGGACAAAACUACUUUACAGAAAAGCAUUAAAAAUAAAAGUAAAUAUAUGGAGCUUCAGGAAUUUGAUCUGUUUCCUACAGCUUGUCUUUGGCAAUAUGUUAUUUGUAAUCUACGUCUACACAGAUGUGGAACCACAUGGUGUUUGGCUAUAUACAUGUAAUCAUUCACAGUGGGCUUUAUCAAUACCAAGAUAUUUUGUAUAAUGUUAUUUUGCUCUUCUUGGUCUUUGCUUUUAUGUUAGCUUUAUAUAAAAAGCCGGUUUUGUUGUAUUCUUCAUGUAUCAUAGUAUAUAAUUGAACUUUUCCUGAUGAAUGUAUGGUGAAUAAUUAAAAUAAAUCAUGUGCUUAGAAAAGACAAAGACACAGGUUGUAUAUGAAAAUAUGUGUACAUAUUUGACAAAGAUAAAAAGAGGAAAAGAAUCUUCCUGCCAACAGAUAUGUCCUGCUGGACAGGACUUGGAAAUUAACAGAUUUUUUUUUUUAAGCAGUAAAAUUUAAAAAUCUAUUACCUCAAGAAUUUUCAGUGGAUACGUGUCAGUGUACUGCUCCUUGUUAGCAAAUACAGUCUCACUUGCUGCUGGCAGUAAAAACAACCCAAGUGUCAGAUCACACAAAUUUUAGGGGCAAAUCUUUCAAAAGGUGGAUACUUUGUAAUAUUCUGGAGUCAAAUUUUGGACUUUUGGUCAUGUCCCUAUGGCCUUUUGUUGUGGUUGGGCUUUUUUUUUUUUUUUUUUAUUGUUUUUGGUUGGUUGGUUUAGAAUGGAAGGGUAAUCUUAAUUAUGAGAUCAGAUCUCAUGGAAGGAUAUAAUGACACUCUACUUGGAUGAAAACUGUAAUGGGAAUCAACUAUUUUUAUUGUCACUGUAUGAGCUGUUGUAUGGAUUCCUGUGGAGUGCUGUUUACUCGCAUGAUGUGUGUGAUACAUCAUGCAACGUCAUCUAGCAAUGCUUAAUAAACGUUUUUAAAAGAGAA
Canis lupus familiaris (dog) is the source of this 11067-nucleotide messenger RNA. It is a transcript of the gene RNF217, whose product is annotated as ring finger protein 217. The transcript is spliced from 7 exons. Gene Ontology annotation, molecular function: ubiquitin conjugating enzyme binding; ubiquitin protein ligase activity; zinc ion binding. Gene Ontology annotation, biological process: positive regulation of proteasomal ubiquitin-dependent protein catabolic process; ubiquitin-dependent protein catabolic process; protein polyubiquitination. Lineage: Eukaryota; Metazoa; Chordata; Mammalia; Carnivora; Canidae. The record is from RefSeq and is a predicted model, not a curated record. Gene Ontology annotation, cellular component: cytoplasm; ubiquitin ligase complex. Bases 1 to 1425 code for a protein of 474 amino acids.